AUUAGAGGCACCAUAAACCUUUCCACCUUUGAGAUGGAGUUUGAAUGCAUGUGUGUUUGAAUUUACAAUUUUUGCAGACCCCAAAAAGGGUUAGAACUUAGAAUUGAUAAACAUUUUUGUUGGCAAUCUAAUUUGCAUACUAGUUAGAAUAGUUGUUCUUAGACUAAAAUAUCAAGCGAUAUUAACAACGGUAAAUGACAAUGACUAUUCAAUUCAGCAUUGCAUCUUAAGACUGUGGGGCACUUUGUUACUCUGGCUCUCCGAUUACCUUCCCCUUAGAUCGUUGAGAAGUAAUGGUAAACGUAGAAAAACAUUGGUGUAUCAUUAAUUGGGUUGUACAAAGGAUGACUUUUCAUUUUCGAUAACGAUUUUUAUUUUCAUGAUCUAAUUGCUUCUAGUACAGAAAACGGUUCAAACAAGGCAUUUGGUACAUGAUAGACAAGUUUAGAAUUUCCUUUGACAAAUAUGCGUAGUGAAAGCUACCAUUGCUAUUGUUUACCCCUUAGAAAUAUCAUUUAUGUCUUAUAUUAGCAAGUAAGCAACUAGUUGGCAAAUGUGGGAUUACUUGUACCGAAAAUUAGGUUAAAACUUGAACUACCCCCUAAAAGAGUACGGAAUGAUUGUCAAAAAUGUGUGGUAAAGGACUAAACAUAUGCAGCAACUUGUCAACCUAAAUGUAUGCUAUAUAUGAAUAUGAUGAAUGUGCUAGUGCAACAAUUUCAUUUACCUGCACCUUCUCUUAUCCUUAACAAUGUCCUCUCCAUUUGUAUCCUCUUCUCUCCUCUCGUCAUCACCGUCCUCGGAUCUUCCUCUACGUGAAAUCCCGGGAAGUUAUGGCCUUCCCUUCUUUGGAGCCGUAAAAGAUAGAUGGGACUUCUUUUACCUCCAAGGGCGAGACAAGUUCUUCAGGUCUCGAAUGGAGAAUUACAACUCCACUAUUUUUCGAGCUAACAUGCCUCCUGGCCCGUGGAUAUCCCCUGACCCACGGGUUAUCGUUCUUCUGGAUGCCAACAGCUUUCCAGUUCUCUUUGAUAACUCUAAAGUCGAAAAACGCGAUGUUUUUACGGGAACUUACAUGCCUUCCACCUCCUACACUGGGGGUUAUCGUGUGUGCCCUUACUUGGACCCAAGUGAGCCCGACCAUGGAUCUCUCAAAGCCCUGAUCUUCUCUUUCCUCGCCUCUAAACACGAGGACUUCAUCCCUCUCUUUCAGACCUGUAUGAAAGGAAUGUUCUCCGGGCUUGAGGAUAAGCUCAGAGACGCAGGUCGGGCCGAGUUUGGGCAGCUCAAUGAUGUUCUAUCUCUUGAGUUUGUUUUCAGACUGUUUUGUGAUGGCAAGAGCCCUUUAGACACCAAACUAGAGUCGAAUGGACCCAUCAUGCUCAAGAAGUGGCUACUUGGUCAAAUAGGACCCGUGGGUUCAUUAGGGUUACCCAAGUUGUUAAACCCGAUUGAUGAUUUCAUAAUGCACUCUGUUGGACUGCCUUCUCUCUUAGUGAAAAAUGAUUACAAAAAGCUAUUUGAUGCAUUUUACUCCUCAGCUAUAUCAUUCUUAGACAAAGCAGAAAGUUUUGGUUUGAGUAGAGAAGAGGCAUGCAAUAACUUGGUUUUCGUAGCUGGAUUCAACUCAUUUGGCGGGUUUACAAUAUGGAUCCCGUCAAUGAUGAAAUGGGUUGCAUCUGCAGGGGAGAGCCUACACCGUGAGCUAGCUGAGGAGAUUAGGACCACCGUGAAGUCCGAGGGUGGGGUCACUUUGAAUGCCAUCAACAAGAUGGCAUUGACCAAGUCAGUGGUUUACGAGGGUCUAAGGAUUGAACCACCCGUACCAUACCAGUACGGGAAGGCUAAGGAUGAUUUGGUUGUCCAAAGCCAUGAUGGUUCGUUUAAGAUCAAGAAAGGAGAGAUGAUAUUUGGGUUCCAACCAUUUGCGACUAAAGAUCCGAAAAUCUUUGAUGACCCGGAGAAGUUUGUAGCGGAUAGAUUCGUAGGGGAGGAAGGAGAAAAGCUGUUGAAGUACGUGUUAUGGUCGAAUGGACGAGGGGUUGAUGAUCCGACGGUGAAUGAUAAGCAAUGUCCUGGUAAGAAUCUGGUGGAGCUGAUAUCCCAAGUUUUCCUGGUGGAAUUCUUCUUGCAGUACGACACAUUUUCUGUUGAAAUGUCUGAUAGUAAUCUCACCUUCUUGUCUAUAAAGAAAGCUAGCAGCACUUGAUGUUGGGGGAAAUAAGCAACGAUUUGUAUCAUUCUUUAUUUUGUGUCUUAUGAAUUUUGCUUAUUACUGUUUUUUCUUAAUGAAAAUGAUAAAGGUCGCAACAUGCGACCUUUAAGCCGUGUUACAAUAAUGAAAUGACAUGCUUAUGUGUCAUGAUUUAAAUUGGAAGCUAAAAUAUUUAAAUUAUAUAACAUAUUAUACAUGUUUUAAAAAAAAGUAGGAAAAUCUUAAUAUUCUAAUUUGAUUCCUUCUUUAUAUCGACUACCUGUCGCAUAACUUACGUGGCGCAUAUAUGUAACAAUUAAAUUCCGACACGUAAAAUUGCGAUAACUAAAUGUUAUCGCAACCUACGACCUUUAUCAUCACAUGAAAUAAUAUGAAUGAAAUUCCUCGUUGAUUAGAGUUUACAACUUCUGCCAUAUAAGUGUUAA
Molecule: messenger RNA, 2640 nt
Organism: Spinacia oleracea (spinach)
Lineage: Eukaryota; Viridiplantae; Streptophyta; Magnoliopsida; Caryophyllales; Amaranthaceae
Product: allene oxide synthase 3-like
Exons: 1
Coding region: 752-2209 (485 amino acids)
Biological process (GO): sterol metabolic process
Molecular function (GO): monooxygenase activity; iron ion binding; oxidoreductase activity, acting on paired donors, with incorporation or reduction of molecular oxygen
Source: RefSeq, a predicted model, not a curated record